CCGUGUGCCCCUUCCCUAAUUUAUAAAAAGAAAAUUAUUUUCCUUUGAUAGAAAUUAUUUCUCUUAGAUGGAAUGAGUUUCUUGAUUGGAGCUACGUACUUGUAGAUUUCACAAGAUAAAGUGUAAAUGUAUAGCAAUCUUCUCCGCUAUUUAAUCGGCGAUUUAUUUCAGUAUAUAUAUAUUUAUGCUGAUUAUCAAACAAUCAAGCGGCAUAAUUGCGCUUUUUUCGCAUCAGAUCAUAUUCAUGGUCAACACGUUUAUCCGCAUUGACGCAAUUCAAUUGCGCAGACAAAAUCGAAAUUACAAAGAAGUAAAGGCCUUGCAACACUUAAAAGAGAAUGGGAAUAUACAGCAUUCGGUAGCUGCGAAAGUGAUUCUUCAAAUUAGAAUCUGAUUUUGGAAUGGCAUCUUGGCACGAAGAAACCUAGUGUUUUAUAAGAAAUUUUAUAAGAUCCGCGAGAGAUCAUUACUGAAAGAACAAAUCCAAAAUGAUUGAUACUCCACACUUUUCCCUCACUCCCUCUCUUUUUAUCCUUGACUUCACGAGUAACCUUACUUAUUCAUCUAUGGUACCGUCCUUGUUAGAAAAUAUACAAUAUAUUACGCGCCAUUGUAUAUUACGCGCAAAGAAAUUAAGUAAAUUAAGUAAAUGAAUAAAUAUUUAAUAGACUUUGCUUUUACUUUCUGGAAUGAUAUCAGAUAAUUUUGCAAAAUUGAUGAUGAGUCUUUUCGCGCUGAAUGAAGGUCACCUUAUAUGAACUUAUGUAAUCAAAUACAGGUGUUACAACCUAACAAUAGUCCUCGGCAAUUUAUGCAUUUGCAUCAUAAUAUGUAGGCCUUGAUGUAAUCGACGUAUCUAUAAUGCCAACCGAAACUAUCGCGUGUAUCGUUAAAUUCUGAACUUCACGCACGACUAUGAAUCAUUAUAAAAAUAGAAAAAAUAUCUACGGUAAUGAAUUUUAAAUUCUAGUGACGUCCAAGUUGCUGUCAUACAAAUUUUACGGAGACAAAAUAUUUAUAUGGAAAAAGUUAUGCACAAGUUAGAAAAAUUAUAAAUUAUGCCAACGGUACAUCAUAGAUUAAUUAUAAUGAUGAACACAAACUGCGAGGAUCACAGUGGCUUCGACAAUUUCUUUGGAAAUUGCAUGUAAUUAAGAAGUUUUGUAAUAAAUUGUAGGCAAAAGUUUACCCGAUAUUAAUCCGUGGUGCGCGCAAUAUACGCGAUCGAUAAUCCGCUUAACGUAAUCACGUCUGAUGUAACGUUUUAAUGGACACGGAGAACCAAAUGAAAAUUUGCGGUAAAAUUGUUGCUGAGGUAAUAUUAAUUAUUACCAUUAUUAAAUUACUAUGCGCAAAAGCGAAUCGGUCAUAAGCUGCAAAAAUUGUGUGGAACGGCGGCGAUUGUGCAACACUCGUAAACGCGUCGUAAAUCCAUGAAUGAACGAGAAGCUUCUCCGAAUGCAUCAGCUGUUGAUUGAUGACGUAACCGAUGCCUGCAUAACCGGCGCAUGUGACGUCACGAUCUCUCACAGAGGGAUGUGUUGGAUCACCCUAUGUUGUCUCAAUUAGAGAUCUCCGCGAGUAACUGAAAAACCAACUAAAAUAAAGCGUUUGCGUCCUGAAAAUGAUGAGUAACGGUGAAAGAUGCGUCGACGAGCUUAACUCAAUUCGUAACAUCGUGAAGACCAGCUGAGCAAACUGCUAAGAUUUGGAACACGAAGAGGAAACACAUUUCUUCCAGAAUGCGCUAAAAACGACGAAGAGUGUAAUGAAUAAACUCAAGGUACAACGGAGUCACACAUGACACAAUGCAACUGCAGAAUUCAAUGAAAUGAGGACGCAACUGUUCGCAAUAGGGCAUCCCAAGCGACGUCACUAGGAUUCGAAAUGCGAAGGCGGCCCUUUCAGAUUCGUUCAGGAACGACGAGUUGAUAAGGUCGAAUGUGUACGACGAGACGCAACAAGAUCACUGAAAACACAAGACUAAUGCACACGAACGAUGACGCAACCGUCGUUUCACGAUUUUACGUCGCAAGUGACGUCACUAGGACCUCCAAGACUCCUCUUCGCGAGUCCUGGGGACGACGGGGGACGCAAGCGAAGCCGAGGAGUCGAUUCGCCAUUGGUGAACAACAGCGGAGUAGUGGUGCAGUCGAGGAGUUUGCGAACGGUCUAACUGGAAAGUGGAUCGAUAAACUCGCGCCUGCCCCGUCCGGCACUGCCGACACACACGGAUGCCCCGUGUGUCCCCAAACUAGUUUUAAGAAGGCGAGCGUGAUGCACGAUCGCGAUCAGUCGCGAUGUAACCGCAGCGUGAAACGGCCUCGCACCAGGCCACCGGGUGACCACCAUCAGAUGCUCGACGUGGGCUGAUCUCGCGCCGAAGAACCGAUCGGGCACGAAGCCGGCGAUCAACGACCUAGUUAGAGUGGACUCGACGGAGGACUCACGUCCUUGGGAACGAGUGCCCGCCGAGACCACGCCUGAGGAUCCAGUGGUCCACCGCAGUAAGAGGCUGCCUACCUUCCUCGACUGGCACCGGCACCGUUGGAUGAUCCAUAUUUCGAUUUUCGACAUGACUAACAGCGUCUACUGAGCGAAUCUAAUCGACGAUCAAGAGGAGAGAAAACGAGUAAAAGAGAGAGAGGGAGAGAUAACACGAGACUCCCCUCGCGGCGAUUACGUAAUUUGCAUUGUUUGUGUCCUGAAAUAUAACUGUCUGGUCGGCGAGAGUGCGAACGCUAGCGCGCUUACGCGAGCCUUAUCAUUCUCAAAGGAGAAUGGCUAUAUAUUCGCGGCAGCGAGUGUCACGCAGCCCUCAGUAGGAAGAUGAUAGAGGGCCAGGUGCAUCAACAUCCGGUACGAGUGCCGCCCGACAAGCCACAGCAUGACCAGACGAGUGCCGUCAAGUUCGAAAAUGAACAAUGUAAGGAGCCUCUGCUUCCGGAGAAGCAGAACUCCGCCAGGAUGACACCGACCGAUGGCCGCUCGCGAACCACCUCCGAGUCAAACACCACUACCAACGGACAAGCCGGUCAAGCGAACUCUAUCGGGCACGCUGAUGAGUGUCUCGAGGUGACCAUCUUCGACGACGCCACUGACGGCGGUCGGCUGCCGGAUGUCGUCGCCGAGAGCAAGAUUUACGGCGUGACCGAGGAUGAGCCGCUCGAGUCGUACUUGGCGAUCACCAUCCAAGUCUUUAUACCUUUCCUCAUCGCCGGCUUAGGCAUGGUGGGCGCUGGAUUAGUCCUCGACCUGGUUCAACAUUGGGUAGUCUUCGAGAAAGUCAACGAACUCAUGAUCUUGGUGCCGGCACUUCUGGGACUAAAGGGUAAUUUGGAAAUGACCCUGGCGUCGCGUCUUUCUACUCAAGCGAAUCUCGGUCACAUGGACAUGCCGAGAGAGCAAUGGCACAUGAUUGUUGGGAAUCUCGUAUUAAUACAGUGUCAAGCGAUAGUGGUGGGCUUUCUGGGCUCCGUUGUGGCGAUCGUGAUGGGAGCGUUUCGUAACGGCACGGUAUCCCUGGAUCACGCGUAUCUGCUGUGCGCCAGCAGCCUGGUCACCGCGUCUCUCGCUUCCUUCGUUUUGGGCCUUAUUACCGCGGGCGUCAUCGUCUUCUCCCGUCAUUGUCAUAUCAACCCGGACAACGUGGCUACACCGAUAGCCGCCAGCCUCGGCGACAUCACUUCGUUGGCUCUUCUCUCAUGGAUCUCCACCAUACUCUACGAGUCAAUAGACAAGCAGGACUGGGUGGCACCCCUCGUCAUAGCUUGUUACGUCCUCGUCACACCCCUCUGGGUGUGGAUCGCCAAGAGGAACAAAUAUACCAACGAUGUGCUCUACUUCGGCUGGACGCCAGUCAUGGUAGCCAUGUUGAUAAGCAGCUGUGGUGGUCUUAUAUUGGAGUUCAUGGUGUCACGCUUCGAGAAUCUGACGGUAUUCCAACCGGUCAUCAACGGUGUAGGCGGAAAUCUCGUAGCUGUCCAGGCUAGCAGGAUAUCCACGGCGCUUCACAAGCAAGCAGAACUCGGCACACUUCUAAUUCCGCCAGGUCACACGCAUCCCGUCAUCUUCAUCACACCUAUCGCCAACUUCUUCGGGAAAGGUAUGCACGCCAGAACGACGAGAGUCCUGAUGGCGAUGGUGAUACCGGGUCACAUUAUCUUCAUUUACUUGAUUAAUUAUAUGAAGGACGGCGAUACGUCGAUGACACCGCUCUUCGUCUUCGUUUACCUAUGCGCGGCAAUGCUCCAAGUCGCGGCGCUCCUCUAUAUCGCCUAUAUAAUGAUCCAUUGGAUGUGGAAGCGGAAGAUCGAUCCCGACAACUCGGCGAUCCCGUACCUGACCGCGAUGGGUGACUUGCUCGGGAUCAGUUUGCUCGCGAUUGCCUUCCAAUUUCUGUACCUGGUUGGAGAUCAAGAUUUUGACGCGCCCAUCACGCCUUGACCGUAGUAGUCACAAAUUGUAGCGUUUUUCGGCAAGCGAGUCGCGCAAAAGCUGAAAUCGGACCGAAUGGGCAUUCCUACGAGGCUGUGGUCGUCUGAAAGUAUACUCCAGCGAAUCAAUCUUCGAUCUGCCAGUUCGCCGGCGAAUCUAACGGACGGUCGGUCGCAAGAGUGACUGCCGCCGCCUCACUAUCGCGAGAACCGGCCGUACUAUUUUCCUAAGAAGCCUGCGAGAGAGACAGAGAAGCCGUUAUCCAUGUGGGUGUCCCGACACUCGACAAUUGACGAAUUCUUGACGAACGCAAGCGGAACUUCAAAGAUCCAGCACGACGAUAAACAAAAGCGAUGGAUCGUUAAUGCCUUGUCAGUCGAGUGGGCGUACUCAGGUUUUAAUUAGCUACUAAUGUAUCAAGAAGAUAAAGAUUGAUGUGCGUUUCGGUAGCACAUGGAGCAAAUUUGCCUAGAGAUCGCAGGUGUCUCGAUAGAUAUGGAAAUUUUCCAAGCAUUUAAUCUUAUCAUCGAAAUUCAAAAGCCUAACGUACGAGAAUAAUUAAUUUCUUCUUUAAGGCUAACGCGAAUCAAGAUAAUAAUAUUGGAUCUUGAAUUACUUUGAAGUGACGGCGAUAACUUUACAAUUGUUUCGGCGAUAUAUUUGGCGAAAUAUCUUCCAAGCGUAACUCAAAGCCUAAGGAAUCGUUAAUUUCACAGAGCCGAGUAAUUCUUAAGGUGCGGUAAAAACACCCAAAAUUUUUCGCUGCAACACGAAUGAAAAUUGAGGCGGAAAUUUUCCUAUUUUUUAAAAGCUGUGUCAAUGAAGAGAGCGAUUUCUUAUACAGCUUCGUGAACUAUCAUUCAUCGGGCUCAGAGGGAAUUCCGGCUCUUCCACGGAGCAUGCGUGAAAGUGUCAGGGAGAUGAGGAAGAGUACGUGUAGUUGUAAUACCAACGCGUAUGUGUCUUCGAAUAGUUGCCUUCGUAUACGACGAAAUUUAGAUAGGUAUUAGAAGCUGCCACGCGACCUAUUUUUGGAAGCUUUAGGUGCUCUCGGAUUUGCUCGAUCUUCAAGUGCAGACUCAGCGUGUAAACUCCUGCCGUGACUCGUGCGGCGCAUUCAAUCGGAAUUUAGUCUUCCUCUUUCCACUAACUAGCUCUAAAUUCCUUUCUUCAUUUUCCGAGCUAGUCAUCGAAAGGGAUUAGCAGAAAGCGUCUCGACUUUAAAGAAUGUGUGUGAUCGUCCGGAGAAUUAUUUAUUAAACAAAGAUUGCCGAACAUGCAAAGAAAAACGAAUCAUGGUAAAUUCGAGAGCCAGCAAGACGCAGAAUCUCGUGUGACAGAGCGAUCGAUGACUUCACGUUCACACUAUAGCGCUAUCAUUUAGAUUCCAGAAUCACGAGUACAUCUUCCAAAGUUUCACGCGCGGAUUAGAUAUUUUGCGGAUGUAUCGUGAUACUAUAUUGAAAGGGUCGCAAUUAGACGAAAGAUAUACGCGCGACACAGACACGCGAUAAUCGCGAGCUUAGUGUCCAAAGUCGACGUAGAGAUCGAGAUAUAAAAGAAAGAUAUAAAAGAAAUAAUUAAUUAAAAUUUUGCUGGAUUCAAGUCACGUUUAGAAGUAUCGUUAGCCAAAUAGCGAAUUUCGAUUGCAAAGAGCGAACAAGGAUGAACCUUGGCGAAAUCGUGCACGACUCAGUAGUAUCGCUUCGAGGAGGCAACGAUCAGUGGCAUUUAACGAAGUUGAAACGUGCAUUUAGUUAACGUCUCGUUGUGAUCAGUCAAUAUGCGAAUAAUUUUAUUCACCCUGACGUAAUUGCGAACGUGUGUACACACUGCGUACACGUUUUUGUGUUCAAAGAGAAAGAGGGGGGGGAGAUGAGAGAGACAGGGAAGGAGAGAGACUUUUUUUAACGUUGACGACGAUACUUCGGCCGAAAUUAGUUUCGCUCGAUACAUCUGUCGGCUUGCGGUAGCACAUUGUAUAAUACGUGAAUUAGGAUAUUCCGUAGGACAAGAGGCGUCCUCAUAUUCCCGUGUACAUAUUAUUGUAUAGCGCAUUACCUAUAGAGGCGUCGCAUGUCGAAGACUAAUAUUUAGUCUUCGCGGUAAGGAGAAGGAUUUUUACAUCCGAGUCGAUAUCGCCUUUCGGCACAUACUCUCUCAGUAUUAUCGCUUUGCUAUUGCUACUGGAAUUGCAGUGCGACUACAAAUAGCAAAUAUAUCCGGUUCCGCCGAGAGAACAGCCGACACGCGCUUCCCUAACACGCGUGUUUUGAGGCGAAAACUGCGUUCAAUAUCGAGACCCGAUCGAGAUAGCACAAAAUAUGUUUAGUCAGAGGAGGAAAUUACGGGAUACGAUGAAUUUUGGGGUUGCAUCAGCGAUCAAUAACUGUGCAUAAAUUCGUCCGACGUUCACGCUGUCGAGAUAUUUUUCACUCGCAUUGAAGAUCUGAUACGCGGUAGUGUUGCUUCACGAUGCUUUUAUCAAUGCGACAGAAAGAGCGUCGCAGAAUUACGUAAGAUCCGAAAAUGCACUCACUCGCACUUACAUUUCCGAACGUGAGUUCUUUUAAAUUGCGUGCAUAUAUACUUUAUUGUACGAUCGAACGUUUUUAAUGGUUUUCACUGAGUUUUUCACACUCGUGACUGUCAGGCGAACGUUUCACAAAGCGAUGUUUCCUUUCUCUUGUUUUCUUUAUAUGCAUGCGUUUGUUAAUUCUUACGAGUGUAAUGAUUGUAGUAACGAGAAGAAAUGUGCUAUAAAUACGCAGACAAUAAUAUGCAAUCUGAGGACGGAUAUAUAAAAGUAUUUUGUAUGUAAAGUUGGGCGAGUAUAUAGGAUCCACUGUACAAACCAACUUUUACAAAUAAAAAAGCGGAAACGAUA
Messenger RNA from Odontomachus brunneus, 7324 nucleotides. RefSeq names its product solute carrier family 41 member 1-like. Gene Ontology annotation, biological process: monoatomic cation transport. The coding region runs from base 2830 to 4446 and encodes 538 amino acids. The transcript has 8 exons. The record is from RefSeq and is a predicted model, not a curated record. Lineage: Eukaryota; Metazoa; Arthropoda; Insecta; Hymenoptera; Formicidae. Gene Ontology annotation, molecular function: monoatomic cation transmembrane transporter activity. Gene Ontology annotation, cellular component: plasma membrane.